GCGAUGGCUCACGGCUGACCGCAUCCGCGCCGGCUCGGCUCCGAAUAGCUCGUUUGCUCGCUCGCCCACCCGCCCGGCCUCUCCAUCUUGGAAGCGCUUCCCCCCCGAUGGCGUUCAGCACCUCCUGGCAGCUGCUCUCGCCCGUCCAGUGGGCCAAGUGGACCUGGUCGGCCGUGCGAGGCGGAGGACCCCCGGACCCCGAGCGGGAUGCCUUGGACGCCGACGGGGAGAGGGGCCCGGCCGAGGAAGAAGAAGAGGAGGAGGAGGACGAAGACAACACGGCGGCGCAGGCGGAGACCAAGUCGCUGAGUCUCAGUUCGGAUUCAGAAGGCAAUUUUGGGACUCCAGAGGCAGAGACGCCAAUCCACUCCUUGGGGAAAGAAUUGGAAGAGCUGGAUCUGGAACUGGAAGUCGGGCCCCAAGCGUCUCUGGAAGACCAAUUUGUCUCCAAAGUGUUGGAGGAGACAUCAGCUCCUGCAGAGGAUGAAUUACAGACUGACCCUGCAAUCGUGCAAGCCAGUGACCCGUUUAUAUCAAAAGCCCACCUUGGAAUUGAGCAGGGUCCAUCCGUGUCUUCUUCUGCAUUGGAGGCUACGGAGGAAAAUACGGUUCCAGCGAGGCUCAAUCCAGAUCACACUUCGGGCCCGCUAUCCCAAGAGGAGCAAAAGGACAUUUUGAAGGAAAGCCGAGAGAUUCCCAUUCAAGAACCUUCAGAAGUCAAGCCAAGUGUUGAGAACAUUGCUAGCAGCAAGAGCAAGCUCCCGAGGGCGAAACCAAUCGCUCUUCAAAAGAAAAUGGGGGGAGAGAACUCUGAGACUGAAGUGGCCACGGAAAGCCCCCCUAUUCCCAAAGCUACCUACCGCUUUGAUCCGGAGGAAUACAAUGAGACCGUGAACCCAUUUACGAUGGGAGGCUCCAAAUGUUCAAACUCGCCCCCUGCAUCUCAACCAGGUGCUGAUCUUCCCAAUAGUGACCCCAAGCAUCCCAGCUCGGCGGGAGCUGGAGAUUGCAAGACCCGGGCCGUGAAACUAGAGUUCGAUUUUGCCGAAGGAGCGGAAAAUGCCGAGCCCAAGAAGCUUCCGGCAAGAAAAAUGGGAAAGAGGCCUAGCAGUAAAUUGUCUCCUAAGAGACAAAGAGGACCGACCACCCGGCCUGUUGUAGGUCCCGAGGAUGGAGAGAAGAUGAUAGCUCCUGAGGCAUCGGUGGCACCUCUAUCCAAGGUUACCCACGCACUGGACACCAACCAGUGGGAUGAUCCCGCCUUUAACCCCUUUGUGGGCAGCUCCUCUUUGCAGGAUUCUCCCACACUCACAAAACGGUCGUAUCAUUUGGACGUGGGUGACCCUUUCAAGCCGAGCAGCAAGACCUUGUCCAGCGUAGGAGCCGAUUCUUGUCCUUCCGCGGAGAACAGCCUCAACGAGAUCUUGGAGUCGCAAGCCCGAGAGGCCACGGGGGAUGAUUUGAAGACAAGCUUGGCCCCACAGAGCUCCAGAUCACGGCUGAUAACGACUACAGAACAAGUGAAAUUUCUCUGUUUUCUGUUGAGUGGCUGCAAAGUGAGGAAGUAUGAAACUCAUUCCAUGGCGCUGGAUGGUUGCUCUCAGAGUGAAGAGGAGGCAGCUCUUAUUUCCAAAAUCCCAGAUCUUCCCAGUCGAGACGGGCAUGCUACCGAUGAAGAGAAGUUGGCUUCCACCGGUCAAAAGCCAGCUGAGUUGGAGGUAAAAGGUGAGCCCGAGGAAGAACUGGAGUAUUUUGAGUGUUCCAAUGUGACGGUGUCUACCAUAAAUCAUACGUUUUCAUCCCCGGUAGAAGGCUCCGAGAAAGAAUCUCUGUGCAGGCUGGAAGAGAAGAAUAACUCCAGUGAUAUCUCAAGUAAUCUUGAACUAUGUUCUAUGGAAAAGGCUCCUGGAAGUGCACCAGGCAACACGAAAGGAGGGGCUGAAAGUCCCCUGGAUGCCAUUUGCCUCAGUGAAUCUGAUAAGACAGCAGUUCUGACUCUGAUCAGAGAAGAGAUUAUAUCUAAGGAAAUUGAAGCCAACGAGUGGAAGAGAAAAUAUGAAGGAAGUCGACAGGAAGUUUUGGAAAUGAGGAAGAUUGUGGCUGAAUAUGAGAAGACAAUUGCACAGAUGAUAGAGGACGAGCAGAGAAGCAACAUGACGUCCCAGAAGAGUCUCCAGCAGCUGACGAUGGAGAAGGAGCAAGCCUUGUCUGACCUGAAUUCGGUGGAGAGAUCCCUGUCCGAUCUGUUCAGGAGAUAUGAGAACCUCAAAGGAGUCCUGGAAGGUUUCAAAAAGAAUGAAGAGGCCUUGAAGAAGUGUGCUCAGGAUUAUCUCAACCGAGUCAAGCAAGAGGAGCAGCGCUAUCAGGCCUUGAAAAUCCAUGCGGAGGAGAAAUUAGACAAAGCCAAUGAAGAAAUUGCUCAGGUCCGUACUAAGGCCAAAGCUGAGAGUGCAGCUCUCCAUGCUGGACUUCGAAAAGAACAAAUGAAAGUCGAAUCUCUUGAAAGGACCCUCCAGCAGAAGAACCAGGAAAUUGAAGAGUUGACCAAGAUCUGUGAUGAGCUGAUUGCCAAGUUAGGAAAGACCGAUUGAUGACGUUCUUAUCAUCUGGAGCACCAUUCUCGGGUUUUCUCCCUGCUGUCCGUCUGUUAUCUUCCAGCAAGCAUCUUGCCUUAUUUUUUUUUGUCCCAGAAAUAAUCUUUUUCCCUUUUCACGGCAGCAAGAAAAAAGCACAUGCUUUUGUAUCAAAGGUCUGCCAUCUGCAAGAGGAGCAAUGAUUGCCCUGUUCGUACUCAUUUCCUGCCCUUGUAGACCUCUCUUGCCUAUUGAGUAUUUUGCAAGCUCUCCUGACUGCACGAAGCCAAUGAAUAGAAGCAGGGACACGAGUUAGAGAUGGCGAUAGCUUUGCACGAAAGGGUUUCUGCACUUGGGUUGAGGCUUUGGCCCACAGAAGCUGCUGUAUCAGUGCCUCAAGGACAGCUACUUAUGGAAGAGAGGUUUUUUUUGCAGAUGCUUCAGUCUGAAGGCCAAGAAUGCAGCUUAAUUGAAUACAUGUUCCCCUGCAUGCAUUAAUACCAUCCCGGCAAGGACACAAGUGGAGUACGACGGCCUCUAAAAGCACAAGGGGGCAAUCACAAGGCAGGUGCCACUGUUCGUCAAGGGAAAAUGCCCAGAUGAAAAUGGAUUGGCAUUCCUGGCAGCGUGGCGUCUUUGCAAAUUUUUAGUCAGCUACGGAGAAGAAGGAACUCGUCAACGGCAAGGAGCUUGAAGGCCCCUUGAUUCUACAAAAGCGUUGUGAGCUUUUGUAGAUCUGAAAAUACGGGCCACGAGAAAUCCAUAAGCCCUAAAGGCAGCCUUCAUAGCCCUGCGGGGCCACAAGAUGUGAGGAUUUUGAGUUUAGCGGUUAUUCCAGAUGUGGUGCCACCAGCUUCGGGUGUUUGGGAGGCUGGAAUCUGCCAAUCGGAAAAGCACUUGGGACGGGGAAAUUAAUAUAAGGUGCCAUAAGUCUCUUAAAGAGGUAUAGCCAGCUGGAUUGAGAUUUGUCUUAAUGCAGGGGUCUCUAACCUUGGGCAGCUUUAAGCUGGCUGAGGAAUUCUGGGAGUUGAAGCCCACAAGUCUUAAAAGUUGCCAAGGUUGGAGGCCCCUGUCUUAAUGCACUUUAAGGCGAUAGCACGAGUGUAGUAGUCCACAACUCACCCGAAGAGAACACGCACAGAGUGAACUUGAGCGAAGAAGAGCAACUGUUAGAAAUCCCUAAAUACACACACACAAACACACACAGAGAUCAACACACAGACACAGCACGAACACCCACCAACCAUUCCUUGCGCUAGCAGUUUUUCUCUGUCCAGACAAAGGGCAAGGAAUAGGAACACGAUGGAGAGCAACUGAAGAAAUACAAGUCCAACCUCUUUGUGCCAACUGCUGAUGAUUAAACUCCUUCCCGAGCCUCCCCAAGGUUCCCUGAGAAUUUGAUACCAUUUCAAAAUCUAAAAUGAUUUGCAAAGAACAUCCCCCCACUCCUCUCAGUUGAGGUCAUUAAAAUGGAGAUCUGUCCAGGAACUGCAAUUGCCCUGCAAGUUUUACGAUGACCACAAACGUUUUAUCAGCCUCCAGGCUUGAGAUCUUUUCACGUUCUUCGUUUUUUGGGUGGAAGCCACAGUGACAAGUGCAUUAAGGAACUCGCAAAACCGAUACUCAAAGAGGCCCCGAGUUGUCCCAGUCCAGAUGUUGGAGCCAUCAGUCCCAGGAUUGCAAUACAUCUGCAAGGUGCUGUUCGGGAAUGGCUGGUGUGAACAUUUAGUUGUUUCACGUUGGUGUUGGCUUCUUACAUACUCAAGUAAACAGUGGAGUUGUUUUUUUUUUUUCUCUGCCUGCGGGUUCAAAGGUGACCAGAUGCUGAAAUUCGUAGCACACAGAUCCUCCAUCCAAAUUCUGCAUGGAGUUUUGCUGUAGAAAGGGAGUUCCAGAGAUCAGCCCAUUUGUGGGUUGUUGUCUUAGUCACACACGGAGACAAGCCGCACUAGGGAGCUAUCCAAAGCCGGGGAGAAGAGCUCCAUUUCUGGGGUCUUACCAAAACGGUCCAUAUCUCCAUCUUGCAACUCCCAAACAUGUAGCGGGAGCUUCGGGCUACUUUUGCCCAGCUGUUACUCUUCCCUAGUGUUGUGUGACAAUUUCCACAAUUUCUAGUACUGGCUGGAAAUAUUUGGAAUUGUAGUCCAGCACAUCUACAGAGGACCCAGUAAGAAGCUUCUAGUCUUCAGAGAUAAAGAAUGAAAUACAUUUGACCAAUAAUAUAAACCCCUCUAUUUCUGAAGAAGAGGUGCCAUUCUGAGUAGGAACUCCACUUUCAAGCUUGCCCGAAACCUUUCUCUCUUACGAUGUCUCAUGAGGUUAUCUUUCCACUGAAAUUCACCCUCUGCCCUUUGCCACAUCAUUGGUCCACUGAGAUGCUAUCAUUGAACAGAGCUGAGAUACCAUCAAAGGUUUAUGCCAGGCCAAAUUCCUUGGAUCCAGAGCUCUUGGGCUCACGGCAUCUGGUGGAAAAUCACGCUACGGAGUGUUAUGGAAUCUGGCGCUACCGGGGACAGCAUGGGCUUAAAUUGCAUUUCGGAUCUGGAUCUAGGAGCUUUUGUUGGCAUCGCCAAGCAAUAGAUUCUGGCCUGUGGAAUAGCAUUUGGAAGAGCUCUUUUGCGCUAAUUUUGGGAAGGCCUGUUUUUCAGUGUCGAUAAAACGAUGAUCUUGCAAGUGAUCAUUGUUUUAUGGUGUUGCUCGCUUUAUAGCAGCUGUAUUAGCGGCCUCCUUCAGCUGAGUCAGGGAUGGAGAUCUUGUGGCCUUCAAGAGCUUCAAUGGAGUUGGCAUCAACCUCAACUGGUCUGGGAACUGCAUGCACUUCUUGGCUGCAGUUGUCCACCUUUGACUAAAGAAAAGGAGGAAGUAGAAAACGCAAAGUUUGUCCUGCAAGCAAAAUCCUGUGUCUUCUUCCAGAGCUCUGUGGUUUUAACGCCAUCCUCCAGCUGUUGGCUGGAUGUCCAGUGGUUGCACUUUUGUCUGGGGUGUGUUUUGUGCAGGGGGGUGGGCAUGUGUCUUCACAUCCACACUGUGCCAAAUGCUCUCUUGUUUUGUGCCUCAAGCAUGCCACUAAAAAGGGUGGGUAAAGAAGAUUCCUAAGGAAUGAUAUUAUUAACUAUAAUAUGGUUAUUAUAGUUUGUUCGGAUAUGAAAAUUGCGUGCGCGUGCAUGGGGUGUGUAUGUGUAUAAUAUAUAUAUAUAUAUAUAUAAUGAUAUAGUUCUAUAUAGUGCUGGGGUGUGGGUGUGUGAUUGAAGUCUGUAGAACUGUUGCACCUCAUAUAGCAUUGUGUGCUACUCGAAAUGCUACUCGGACUGGGUGCUAAUUCUGUCAAAUCCCCUCCGUCUACAGCCGUACCUUCCACCAAUCUGUAACGUUUCCAAAACCGUUUGAAAGAAGAGCUCUCGGUUUGAUCGCUCGUCCCACGUAGGUGUCCCACACGAUCACUUCUCAGCCAGAAAGAAGCUGCAGGGUUUGUGCAAGCGAACACUCAAUUCGUCCCAUAAUCGUUCACCUUGACUGGAGUCACCCCACCUUACCCUGUUCUUGUUUUUGAGCUGUCUCAAAACACCUUUAAAGAGCUUCGGCCACUUAAAAGCACACAGCUGCAGCCCCAUAACUUGCAAGAGAGAUUAUAGGUUUAAGAUUAUCUCCUCAGUGAAAGUGCUAAUAGAAGAGGUUGCUUAUGUCUACCUGGAACUCUAAACUUCAGAUGUGAAAGGGAGAAGUUUUGAUGGCUUGUUUUUGCCAACUUGGCUUCUUCUAUGUAUCUUGGGACUCCCAGAAUUACACAGCCUUCUAAAGCAGGGAUCUCCAACCUCGGCAACUUUUAAGACUUGUGGACUUCAACUCCCAGAGUUCCUCAACCUGAGGAACUCUGGGAGUUGAAGUCCACAAGUCUUAAAGUUGCCAAGGUUGGAGACCCCUGUUCUAAGCCUUCUAAGUUUUGCAGCCCAGCAUUUCUGAAGGGUGGUUGGUAUUGACCGAAGGCAAGUGUUAAAAUCUGUUUCUACAUGGAAAAGAAUUUGCGGAAGGUAGAACAUCCCCCAAAAUAAUCCACCAUAAAUCUACAGGGCAGGUGGUAUCACAAGGAUAUGUGAGUCAAUGACAUUACCAAGUCAGUCAUAUAUCAAGGAUCAACCCUAGCUUAGGGAAGAAAAAAAAACAGAAACAAAUUCCAUGUAUUAUUUCUUGACAGCUGAUUAUGGUUAGGGGUCCACUUUAAUUUCACAGAUCACAGUGAAUUGAGGUCUAUUUCUUUCUGGCUCUAAGCAUCUCUUCCUUUCUCUCUUUUUUCUUGCAAUCCCCUUUUGCACAAAGGAGUUUGCCUACCCCUAUGAAGCAAGUGACUGCUAUCCGCCUGGGUAAAGACGCUGAGAGCGUUACCUGUGCCCAAAGAUUUCUUUGGUUUCCAUAUCAUCUAGCAAAAAGCUCUCUAGUAUGUGAUCUAAGGCACCCUGCAAACUUUCAUGGAGGGAAGUGGGAAGUCCUUUGUACAGAAGGUAUACCUGACUUGCCAGCUUUACAUAUUUGAUACAUAAAUAUAUAUAUACAGUAUAUGAUAUCCCUUUUCUAAGUCAAGUAAAUAUUUGUAAGAGUUAUACUCCCUCCAGUAAGAUAAAUUGAUUGUUAAUAUAUUUUUCCCCAUCCUCCCCACUGCCUGAAUAAAACCAAUGUUCUUUCAA
Pantherophis guttatus is the source of this 7252-nucleotide messenger RNA. RefSeq names its product transforming acidic coiled-coil containing protein 1 (gene TACC1). The record is from RefSeq and is a predicted model, not a curated record. Gene Ontology annotation, biological process: mitotic spindle organization; cerebral cortex development; nuclear migration. Gene Ontology annotation, cellular component: cytoplasm. NCBI's taxonomy places the organism in Eukaryota, Metazoa, Chordata, Lepidosauria, Squamata, Colubridae.